Hirsutella rhossiliensis is the source of this 1617-nucleotide messenger RNA. RefSeq lists its product as uncharacterized. The transcript has 3 exons. NCBI's taxonomy places the organism in Eukaryota, Fungi, Ascomycota, Sordariomycetes, Hypocreales, Ophiocordycipitaceae. The record is from RefSeq and is a predicted model, not a curated record. Bases 1 to 1617 code for a protein of 538 amino acids.
AUGCGCAGCCCCUGUAUCGCACUUCUGGCUUUGCCAUUUGCGCUAGUCGCAGCCUUGGAACCUUCUCUGGACCUCGAGGUCUCUAACGAUCUCGACGAUGAGACACCCCUGAAGCCGAUUCCUCAACCUGAUAAGAAUCUCAUGGACCUCAAGAACAUUGAGCCAAAGCACGACAUUGCCAUGCUAUGGAAGCAGGAUGAGACUGGUUCUGUCAACGUCGCCAGUCAGAUGUCACUUCCGACAGUCCUACUCGAGGACAUCGGGACCAUCGAGAGUGUCGUCUGCGAUGCCAACUCGAUCAAGGUCAUAUUCAAGGACAACACGGCGAGACCGAGAGAGGGCAUCUACCGCGCCGACGGCGUCACGGCCAAUCAAGAAUCCAAGACGUUUGAGAUUGCGGUGCAAAAGACGGAUUUCAAGGAGACGACCGAGGACACGGAUAUUACAGUUGAUAGUAUCACAAUGCCGGGGCUCUCGAGGCGAGCCGAGUUCUCCAAGAAGUUCGAGACGUCGUACGACAUGGAGCACAGCAAGGAGCUCUUUAACUACAAGAACGUGUCCCUGGUCGCUGAUCAUCUCCACAUAGAGGCGGGCGUAACAUUCUCGGGCAAGAUCAAGAUGAAGUGGUUCUCCGUCACCGAGUGCUGGUUCGACAUGAGCGGCCACGCGGCCCUGGACCUUGGCCUCCAGCUCCAGCUCAUGGCGCAGUUUCAGGAAACCAUUAGCAAGUCAACGAGCCCGCUCACUUUUCCUCUUCUGGCGGUCCCGGGCAUCAUCACGGUCGGUCCGGCCGUCCAGUUUGGCGUCGGCAUGGACAUUGCAGCCAUCGCUGCCCUGACCGCCGAGGCCAAUGUCAAACUCGACUUCCCCAAUGCCCAGUGGCACGUCGACCUCGUCGACGGCGAAAAGUCCAAGUCGGAAGGCUUCACGCCAAACACCGAAGCCAACGUCAAGCUGGGCGGAAGGGCCUCACUCCUCAUGGACCCCUUUAUUGACUUUCGGUUCAUGCUCAACGCGCAGCUCUUUAUGGGCCUGGCCAACAUUAACGGCGGCGUGGGUAUCAAGCCCAAGAUUGCCAACACGGUUACCGUCGACGCCAGCAAGGAGGUCUUUAACACCAACCCAGAGGGCGGCGAGCAGAAACCGGCCGAGGCACCCCCUCAGGAACUCCCAGGAGGCAAGGAGGACGCCAGCGGGAGAGCCGGAAAGUCACUCGGCGGCAAGGGCCCCAACUCCAUCUUCGGGGACGACGACAAGCCGGACAAGGGCAAGAAGAACAAGAACAAGUUUGGCCGGACCGUUGCCGCGAACACGGUCAGAGGCUUGAUCAGCCGCACCACUAAGCCCCGGAAGAGCCAAAAGCAGGCCAAGAAUGACGCCGACAAGCAGGAGCUCCAAGAAGACAACAAGCCGUCCAAGACUCCGGAGCAGAAGGCGGCCGAGAAGAAGGCCAAGGAGCUUCGACAGCAGUCCAACGACGUGGCAAAGAGCUGCUCCAACGGCGUGCACCUCAAGAGCGAGGUCCAGCUCGACAUCUACGCAUUUAUCCUCCAGUGGGAGAAGUCAAUUUUCCAUAAGAACUUUGACCCCUUCUUCGACCAGUGCUACUCGUUUUAG